Cryptococcus wingfieldii CBS 7118 is the source of this 1692-nucleotide messenger RNA. RefSeq lists its product as hypothetical. The transcript is spliced from 2 exons. Lineage: Eukaryota; Fungi; Basidiomycota; Tremellomycetes; Tremellales; Cryptococcaceae. Bases 1 to 1692 code for a protein of 563 amino acids. Gene Ontology annotation, biological process: glycosphingolipid biosynthetic process. The record is from RefSeq and is a predicted model, not a curated record. Gene Ontology annotation, molecular function: hexosyltransferase activity.
AUGACCGAGCAAACCAGCAGCGAAUCGCAGCUGACAUGUUGCAGGAACCCAUCUCCCCCAUCAACAAGACCCUCAGACGACAAUCCUCGCGAACAGCCAUCCGACAAUAAACUCCCCGUCCCCAGACCCAUCAUCAAAACAUCCGUCUCGCCCUUCUCUGACACCCAACAAAUCAUCUACGACAGCCCCGUCGUUCUCGAGAUGGAUUCGGGUGUCGGUAAUGGGUACGCCCAUUAUCACCAAAGCGACCCUUACAACGCCGCUCGUUCGAGGAGAAAGUCUGUCAGCGCCCCGUCGCCCAUUUCGGAAGAUGAAGAAUUGUUGAAUGCCUCGGGGUCUGGCGAGAAGAGACGGAAAGGGCGGGGGUCGUUCUCCCUGCCAUUCCAUGGAGGCCGGCGGAGAACACAGCCGAGCGGGUGGUUCACGAUCCCCCAGAUCUUUAGACGGCGGAGGUCAAAAUGUCUAUUGAUCUUUGCCCUCUUUGCUGCUUUGCUGUACGGUUUCGUGCUCUGGAAACGGACGUACGAGAUCCAACUCGAAUUCUCCAUCUUUUCGCGCAAAUGGAUUGCCGAAGAGAUCGAUUCCCUACAGCCUCUAAAAGGCUGCUUCAACAACCCCUCCCCACGGUACAACAUGACGCAACACCUAGCCCCCCGGCGACACAUGCUGUCCCCCGGUACGAGCCUGAAACGCGGCAUGUCGUGCUACGACUUUGCUUCCACCAUCAAACCCGAGCCUGAAGCUGCCCUCGAGCAUGUGUAUUAUCACACUUAUUGGCGGUCUGACUUGAUUUCGUUUGGGGAACGACAAUCAGCUACAUUCCUCGCGUUCUUGGCGACUCAGCCCCUCACACAUUCUACCCUUAUAGUAUGGACGAACGGUGCCGAAAGUCUUUCUGCGAAUACGCACGUCAAGCCUUUCCUCGAACGAUGGGGCGAGUACAUCCAGAUCCGCCAAGUCCACCUCGCCGAGCUCGCCCAGGGCACAGGCGUCGAAAAUGUCAUCAAGGGCAUCACGGGUGAUGGAGGGAUAUACGACGAGCGGGCGUGGGUGGAUGGGGAUGCGGUGAGGUUGUUGGUGUUGUGGAAUUAUGGGGGGAUAUGGAUGGAUAUGGACCAGCUUUUGACGCGGGAUCUGCAUCCGUUGACAGAAGAAGAAUGGGUCACCCAGUGGGAUUGUUAUGACAAACCAUACCUUUCCCUCAACGGCGCCCUGAUGCACUUUCACGCCUCCUCCCCCUAUCUCUGCGAAGCAUUCAACAUCAUGUCCACCUCCCCCCUCCCCAAACCCAACACCUUCACUUGGGGCUCGCACCUCUACGCCAAACUGCACCGCCACCUCAUCGCCGCCGGCGUCCGCCCCUUUGCCGUCCUCCCAUGGUGUUUCAGUGAUCCCAGGAAUUGUCGGUUGGAUAACCGGUUCCCCGAUCCAUUCUUGCCUGACCCGGGGUCGUUUACCGGGAAGAAAUGGGAUGAUGGGGAAGGAGGCAAAUCGGGGAGACAAGCGUUGGAAGAGCGCACGUCGCAUAUCUAUACGAUCCACUUGCAUAACCAGUGGGCGAAAAAGUUUCCAAAAGGCGGGUGGAUUGAUAGGCUUUUGGAGGGGUAUAAGGCGCAGGUGUAUAGGGUGGAGAGGUAUGCCGAGUCGGCGGGGUUGGUCAAGGGUGGGAAGAUUGCGCUGGGAGGGAGAUAG